Molecule: messenger RNA, 1816 nt
Organism: Arachis duranensis
Lineage: Eukaryota; Viridiplantae; Streptophyta; Magnoliopsida; Fabales; Fabaceae
Product: AAA-ATPase ASD, mitochondrial
Exons: 2
Coding region: 5-1444 (479 amino acids)
Molecular function (GO): ATP hydrolysis activity; ATP binding
Source: RefSeq, a predicted model, not a curated record
AAAGAUGAUCGAGGAGAGUAAGAUGAAGACAAGAGCAGGAGACACGAUGUUUGGUCAAAUAGGAUCCAUAAUUGCUUCAUUGAUGUUUAUUUGGGCCAUAUUCGAGAAAUUCUUCCCAUUCCAAAUCCGAAACCAAGCACAAAAACACACUCUAAGGUUGUUCUCUUUUGUUUACCCUUACAUCCAAAUCACAUUCAAUGAACUCAUUGGUGAUAGACACAUGAGUAGAAGUGAGGCUUAUACUUCCAUACAGAAUUACCUUUCUUCCAAGGCCACAACACAAGCUAAGAGACUCAAAGGUGACAUAGGCAAGAACAACCAAACCCUUCUUCUUACCAUGGAUGACCAUGAAGAAGUGUGUGAUGAGUUCAAUGGUGUUAAGCUUUGGUGGGUUUCUGGCAAAAACGUUGCCAAAUCCCAAACACUUUCUCUACACAACAAUUUAGCGGACGAGAAAAGGUACUACAAGCUUACCUUCCAUAAACAACAUAGAAACAUGGUUUUAGGAACAUAUCUUAAUCAUGUUAUGAGAGAAGGUAAAGCGGUUAUGGUUAGAAAUAGGCAGAGGAAGCUUUAUACUAAUAGCGGUUCGUUUUGGAACCAUGUUGUGUUUGAGCAUCCGGCAACGUUUGAAAGCGUGGCGAUGGACGAGGAACUGAAGAAAAGGAUCAUUGAUGAUUUGGUAACGUUUAGUAAGUCAAGGGAGUUUUAUGCAAGAAUUGGAAGGGCCUGGAAGAGAGGGUAUUUACUUUUUGGUCCUCCGGGGACGGGGAAGUCGACGAUGAUCGCGGCGAUGGCGAAUCUGUUGGGAUAUGAUUUGUAUGAUUUGGAACUGACUGCUGUGAAGGACAACACAGAGUUGCGGAAGCUGUUGAUUGAGACAUCAAGCAAGUCCAUUAUUGUGAUUGAGGACAUAGAUUGUUCACUUGAUCUAACUGGUCAGAGGAGGAAGAAAAUGGAAAGAGCGAAGGAAGAUGAAGAAGAAGAAGAAGAAGAAGAUCAACGGAAGAAGAAGCAGAGUGGGUUGAAAGAAAGAGAUGUUAAGAGCAGCCAGGUUACACUCUCAGGGCUUCUGAACUUCAUUGAUGGAUUGUGGUCUGCAUGUGGAGGAGAGAGGCUAAUAGUUUUCACUACAAACUAUGUUGAGAAAUUGGAUCCAGCAUUGGUGAGAAGAGGGAGAAUGGACAUGCACAUUGAAUUAUCAUACUGUGGAUUUGAGGCAUUCAAGUUGCUGGCCAAGAAUUACCUUAAAAUUGAAUCACACCAUUUGUUUUCAACAAUUUCUGACUUGCUCAAACACUCUCAAAUCACACCAGCUGAUGUUGCUGAGCACUUUAUGCCCAAACCUGCUUUUGGGAACAAUCCAGACCUUUAUUUGAAGGCUUUGAUUCAAUCACUUGAAGAAACCAACUUCAAACAGAACAAACAUGCAAGCAAUACUUAAAAAGAUUCUUUUAACUAUGUUAUUUAUGGAGCAAUUCAUUGACCAGCAACAGUAAGAGAUUCUUAAAUCGAGCUUAGAAUCGGCGGCCGACUAAAGCCACAAAUUAGAGGCUAAAAGGGAGUGGCUUAGUGGAAGGGAAUGGAUGAGGCAUUCAAAAAUAUUUAUACAUUUUUUUUAAAUUUUUUAUCUGUUUAUGUCAUUGGAAAAUUGUGGAAAUAUAGGGUCCUGUUAGGCCUGGAUUUUGCUGAAUUAUUUUAGCGGCUAUGUGUACAAUAACUAAUAGUUGAGGACCUAACUUAAAAUCCAAUAGAUAUGUGCUAAAAUGAUGAUAAAGUUGAACAGAAUGAACCAGAGCUUAUCAUUUGGGAAGCU